This is a messenger RNA of Brassica rapa (field mustard), 1307 nucleotides long. Its product is annotated as probable WRKY transcription factor 56. Gene Ontology annotation, biological process: regulation of DNA-templated transcription. The record is from RefSeq and is a predicted model, not a curated record. Gene Ontology annotation, molecular function: DNA-binding transcription factor activity; sequence-specific DNA binding. Lineage: Eukaryota; Viridiplantae; Streptophyta; Magnoliopsida; Brassicales; Brassicaceae.
UAACUUUUUAUCAAUGGGUCACACUGCUGUUUUAAUAGAAUAGAUGUAAAUUGAUUAGCUAAUUAAGCCAAUACCAAAUAUUCCCUUGGUCAUGGGAAAACAUCAUGCAUCUAGAAAGUAGAAACUUUGACCACUAAUAUGAUAGAUGUAUUUGAUUGGCAUAUAUGAGACAUGGGCAUGUGGGUAUAUACAGUAUAGUUCACACAAGUUUAAAUUAUCAUUAUAUAUGUCUUAUUAUCGCCAUAAUAUAAAAAUUGAUAAAGAGUAUAGUAUAUACCAUCGUUGUCGAAAUUAUCAGAUAUAAACUUGGGGUCCCUAUAAACUUCUUAGGUUCCAAAUAAAUUAAUUUGGCAUAUUACAUACAUUUUAAGUAGGGUGAUAUACGAAUAUAGAUAAUAAUAUUGAUCAGAAACAUUCUUAAGGAGAAGAAAAUAUAUAUAGCUAGGAAAAUUAAGGAGGAAACUCUAAAGCAGUUGAACAAAAAGUUAGGUGAAUAUAGUUGGCCUUAAUGUUAUAUACCCUUUUACUCAUUCUUCUUCUUUCUUCCCUACGAAUAUCUUUAUAACCUUUCUCGUCUUCUCAUUCUUCUUCAUCUUGAUAUCCCCAAAUAUAUACAUAAACAAGCCUACAUAUAGCGUGUGUGUGUGAUCAGAGAGAGAGAGAUCUAGAUAGAGAAAGAGCUUCAUACAAUGGAAGGGGUCGACGACAAAAACCCGACGUUAACACUAGAAGAAGGCGAAAACAACCCUUUUUCUUCCUUUGACGAUAAAACAUUAAUGAUGAUGGAUCCUUCCUUAAUGUUUUCCAGCGAUAUGGGGCCAUCUUCAUCUUGUUCUCCGGCCAGUUUUCAUAUGUCUGCUCAGCCAGACAAUUUUCAACAUGCUGAAGGAGGAGACGCGGUGGAGAUUGGAGGAUUAAGUGAUCAUAAUAAGAAUAAUAAAGGGAAAGGGAAGAGAUCAUCGGCGAUGCCGAGGAUUGCGUUUCAUACGAGAAGUGAUGAUGAUGUUCUUGAUGAUGGUUAUAGGUGGCGAAAAUACGGCCAGAAAUCUGUCAAAAACAAUGCUCAUCCCAGAAGCUAUUAUAGAUGCACCUACCAUACAUGCAACGUGAAGAAACAAGUGCAGAGAUUGGCAAAAGAUCCAAAAGUCGUCGUAACAACCUACGAAGGUGUUCAUAAUCAUCCUUGUGAGAAACUCAUGGAGACUCUCAGUCCUCUCCUUAGGCAACUCCAAUUCCUCACCAGAGUUUCUGAUUUGUGAUUUAAUGUUAAUUAGUCAUGUAAUUAAAGCAUGUUAAUCUUGGUUUAA